This is a messenger RNA of Diatraea saccharalis (sugarcane borer), 1864 nucleotides long. NCBI's taxonomy places the organism in Eukaryota, Metazoa, Arthropoda, Insecta, Lepidoptera, Crambidae. The record is from the annotation of a GenBank genome assembly.
CAACAUAAAAGUAUCUCAAUUCAGUGAGUGAUAUGCCUAUCAUUUUGAUAGAUAAACUUUUUAUAUAUAUACAGUUUUAUCAGUAAAUCGCCUUAGUAUGACAGUGUGUUUAAAAUUGAUAACGCCAUCGGCGGUAACACGGUCAAGAAAAAAUAGUGACUAAUGUAGUGUUGAAACUAUAUUAAAAAAUAAAAUGGACAAAUACGAUGAAGAUCCUAGUGAAGUGGCAACUCCUCCUACGCCGGAGGAAUAUAUGAAAAGUUCGAAUUUCGAUUAUACCUUUAAAAAACGGAAAAAUAAAAAGGGAAAAUAUUAUCGUAGCAAUAUUCGCAAAAAUAUACGUGACGUGACAUGCAAUUCGAAUAAUGAUGAAGCUAAAGAAGAUAUCGAAGAACCCCCUGAUUCCAAAGAUGCAUAUUGCGAUGCAGAGGAUAAUAAUCAUAUGACAGAAGAACAUAACGACGAUAACGAUAGAACUGAUAUAGAUAGCCAACCGCUAUCUCCAUCUGAAUUACCAGAAACAGCAGCAAAAUUGGAAUCUGAACAUAUAUCAGCUGAAACGAAAGAUAUAACGGAAUCAAUAGAUGAAAAUAUAUUACCGCCAUUGAUAAAUGUUAUUAAAACCCGGCCCUUGUCGAAACACUCGAAUACAUAUGAAUUAGAAAAAUUUGAGAAGAAAGCCUUAUUUAUUUUUAAGCAUCAGGAUAUUAAUGGCUUCAAAGCUAAUUUAAGCAUAGACAAAGAUGAAAAAGAACUUACAAUGACGUUUUCCGAAUUUGGUUUUGAAAUUAAAGUAGAAAAAGAUCUUACAAAAGUGGAUUUAAUGAAGAAACUAAAAGAAUAUAGUGGGCAAGACUUCACAGAGUAUGGAUGUGUGGCAGUGGCAAUAUUGACAUAUGGCGAGAAACAUGGUCUUAUCUGGGCCAAAGAUGAGUUGUACAAUGAACUAGAGCUGAUUAAAUAUUUUAAGAAUGAUAGAAAUCCUGCACUAAUUACUAAGCCGAAGAUUUUUAUAAUCCAGGCUGGUGUGGGUCAAAUUGAAGAAACAAAAGGUGUGAUCAAGUUCAGGUCAGCGUUAGGAAGUGUACGCAAGGAUUUCGAUGAAGAUAUAGAGCCGUACACAUUGCCCGUGGAGUCUGAUUUGAUCAUAUUUCAUAACUCCUAUAGUGGGAAACAAAGUACCGAUCGUAAAGGUUCAUGGUUCAUUGAAACCCUGUGUUCCACGAUCAAUCAAAUGGCGGCGGAGCAUGAUUUACUGGCUAUCUUUACUAAAGUGAAAAGAGAAGUUAUAUCAGAAGAAAACAAUGAAGACCUAGUGGAUAUUGACAGGCCUAAGUUAAAGAUGCCUGUCACGACGUCUACUCUUAUAAGGAAGUUAUAUCUCAGAAGAUUUGAUAAGGAACAGCUGACUCCUGUGGUUGAGAGCCAAGCUGAUUUUUCUCCUGAAGCGAAGGAUACAGUCUUGGACAAUAGUGAGACUCUAAAAACUCAGUUGUCUUACGUACACAAUAAAGCCUGCUCAUGCUUCUUAGAACAUUUCGAGUAUAUGACGGAAUCUAUGAAGCACUAUUUGGAUGAUCAUUCUGAUGAUGAUCACGCUCGUUCGCUUUAUGAUGUCGCUAUUACCUUCAAAGAAGGGGCCGAGUUUAAUACUGCGAAAGAGAGGAUGCUACAAGUUAUUUCUAAUUAUCUGACAGGCAAAGUUGAUUUGAAAUAUUUACAUGUCUAUACUAAGAAAAUUACGUAGUUUCUGCGUUAGUGGCCGAGCCUACCGAAAGAUGUUUUAGAUUUUGGAAUGAUGCCGUUGGAAUAUAUUUGGGUUAUUACGUUGUAACAAGUCUCUGGUGGAAACUCGGGAAAAUCA